Molecule: messenger RNA, 1360 nt
Organism: Gamsiella multidivaricata
Lineage: Eukaryota; Fungi; Mortierellomycota; Mortierellomycetes; Mortierellales; Mortierellaceae
Exons: 1
Coding region: 156-1211 (351 amino acids)
Molecular function (GO): GTP binding; GTPase activity
Source: RefSeq, a predicted model, not a curated record
ACAACAGCAAACUGCCGCCUCUUCCGCCUUCACAAGAGCCACAAUGUGCAUCACCCACCACAGCCGAAUUCCAGGACAACAUUGCCACGACGACCACUAGUGUCACACCCAGGGUCCAAAAGCGCAGGUCCACUUUUGUCCAGUCCUUGCGUAACAUGCUCAGCCUAUCCCAAUUGAUUUUACCCUCGUCCGCAAAGAUAGCUGCUGGAGCACAGCCUGCGGGUCCGCCGCAUUAUAAUAUCCUGGUGCUGGGAUCGGAUUCUGCGCCGCUGGCGAGUACGCUCUACAAGAUGUCUAGUUUGUUGCCCAGCACGAACAAGAUUAGUCAUUACCAGGAGAUCUCUGGGUUCUUUGUCGCGUAUUUCAGAUCGAACGGUUCAUUUUCGUGUUCGCCAAAGACGUCGACGGAACUGAGCGAAAAGGAGAGGAGGAGACGGUCUGGGGCGUCAUUUAGAGCUGAGGGAGAUGAGGAGGUGAAGGCGAGAGGGAAGGGGUUGGAGGAGAUCGAUCAGGAGGGAGGAGGAAGCAGGAGACAUUCAACGAUAAGGAGGUCGAGUGCAGAGAGUGAGGCGACGCUGCUGAACGCUGCACGGGGAGGACACUCGAGGGAUGGAACGACGGACAGCGAUGAGGAUGACAAGGCAACGCUUUAUCAAGAAUCCCUGUCGACAACAGCAACAGCAGCAGUACAUGAAGAUGUCCCCUUGAGUGCAUCCGCGAAUGCGACUCUGUCUGUGCACGCGUUUUCACUCGACACCACCUGGCCGGUCCCUCGAAUUCUCGCACAGACGUUUUGGUUCCCUCACGCACAUGGAAUUAUCUAUAUCGUGGACGCCACCCGCAAGAAUGACCCCCGUGGGAUGGACCACUUGCUGAAUGCACGACAGUUCCUGGCAUCGUUGGUCAAGGACGAGCAUUUCCGGAGGAAGGAUAUCCCUGUAGUAGUGUUUGCGAAUAAGGCGGGGAUGGAUGAGGAGACGUGCUUUAGGGUGGACGAGAUUGCAGAGAUCCUGGGGUGUGAGGAGUGGGAUGAUGAGGGCAGGGUCACGGUGCAGGGCGGUAAGGAUAUGGAGACAGCAGGAGCAACAGGAGACGCACAGAAGGUGAGGGCUUGGUGCGUGAAGAGCACAAGGUCGGAUGGAGAGGGCGAGGGCUUGAGAGAGUCUGUAGAAUGGCUCAAGAGCCGGAUGGGUGAGAUCUGGAAGUCGUAAACAAACCUAGGCACAUCACGCUUUUAUCAUUACUCUCCACUCAUCCCACUGGUUCCUCACUUCACUUUGCAUUCCUGUAGACUAGCUUCAUAUUCACUUCCACCUCCUAUUAUUAAUAGUUAAUAAUAGUUAUACCACGCUGUCCAACG